Molecule: messenger RNA, 6058 nt
Organism: Macrosteles quadrilineatus (aster leafhopper)
Lineage: Eukaryota; Metazoa; Arthropoda; Insecta; Hemiptera; Cicadellidae
Exons: 38
Coding region: 173-5788 (1871 amino acids)
Molecular function (GO): protein binding
Source: RefSeq, a predicted model, not a curated record
AGCAGGAAAUCAAACCAAUGCAAGUAAAGUGCAACUGCAAAUCAAAUCGCAAACAUUUGACUUAACUUUGUCUUGGUGGUGACUAACAUAGGUUAUCUAUCAAGAAGAUAAACUCUUUGUCCAAGUUAGGUCCACUUAGUAAAAAUGUGGUAGGUAAUAAAACAAUAUUAAUAUGGAGGUACAACCAGAUGAACCUAAUAACGCUGUUGACAAUGAACAGCAUACCAAGGCCCAAGAGUUUAAAACCUCAGGAAAUGAAAAAUACAACAAAAAUAAUUUCAAGGGAGCAAUAGCGGAUUAUCAAAAAGGUUUGAUGCAUGAGCCAAAUAACCCAGAGCUUCAUGCUAAUUUAUCUGCAGCUUAUAUCAAACUUGAAAAGUAUAUUGAGGCUGAAGAACAUGCAAUAUUUACAAUUCAUUUGAGACCAAAUUUUUACAAGGGCUACAUGAGAGCCGCCAAAGCUGAUCAUGGCAAAGGUAUGACUAGACUGGCUCUCAAACGUCUCAGUCAAGGCCUCUCUAACGUCGUAGAUCCCAACGGUCUCAAGGAACUAAACAGGCUGAAAAAUCAGUACACUGCGUACUUAUCAUUACAAAGCAACAGCGAGAGAGAGAUGGAGUUUGAUUCAGAUACGUACCAGAGUGAAGAUGAGGAAGAUGAGGGACUAUCAACAGAUGAGGACAGUGGAGAUGACCAGCCACUACCAGCCAUUAAUGGUCUUGAGCCUCCUAAGUCUCAGAUACUUCCCCCAGUUCAACCAGCCGUCUCCAGCCUCAAGCCACUUCCCUCCUCAUAUACUCCUGAAACGCCAGUUCAACCUUCUCCACUUCCUGUACCCGUACUUUCAGAGGAUGUGCCUGGUAAGCAUGAGACUGACAAGACCACUGCUGAUCCAUCUAAUGAUAAGUCUACUGCUGAUCCAUCAACUAAUAGGACUACUGCUGAUCCAUCAACUGAUAAGUCCACUACUGAUCCAUCAACUGAUAAGUCCACUACUGAUCCAUCAACUGAUAAGUCUACUGUUAACUCUCAAGAACAACCAGAGAAACAGGCUGAACCCAUAACAACAGAAGACAAAGUUGAUACAAGUGUAAGUUCUAAGGACUACAUGAGAGAUGCCAAAGCUGAUCAUGGAAAAUGGUUGAAAAGACAAGAAGGUCUCAAGGAACUGACCAGGCUGGGAAAUCAGUACUCUGCAUAUUUAUCAUCACAGAGCAACAGUGAGAAAGGGACAGAGUUAGAUCCAGAUAAAGAUGCACCCGGUAAUAAUUCUGAAGAUAAAUAUGAGCGUCCAAUAGACAGACUCAGGGAGUUAGCCCAAUCUUCGGAAUUGAAGAAAAGCAUUGCAGAUUUUAAGGAAAAUUUAAAAACAGGAGGUGAAGCCUACCUUGCAGGAAAUUACCGCAAAGCUGCGGACAACUAUAAGACAGCAUAUGAGCGUGUUGGAAAGCGAUAUUAUGAUUAUGAGACUGAUGAGAGACAAUGCAAUGUCAUCAGAUAUGCUUCGUAUGCUGCAAUGAUCAACUUGAAUACUUACGAUGACAUUGUUAAAAGUAUUCACGGUCUUAAUGAAAUGACCAUAUUUGCAUAUGACUUUCCAGCUAUAUAUAUUCAAAUAGCUCGAGCAUAUUAUAAACUUAACAGGUAUAAAUCUGCAUUAGAGCCAUUAGAAAAAGUACAAGCUAUAAUAGAUAACGUUCCAAUAUUUCCAACUUUUAUAUGGCCUGGAACAAAUGAUACUAUUGAAGAAACUACACCGAGUGGAUUGAAGAAUGCAAUCAAAGAACUGAACCAACUGUGUCGAGUGCCUCACAAGCCCACAGCUAUAUGUAGAUACAAUAAUUGCUUGAAGACCACUGCUCAUAUUGUGCCUUCGGAACUUAUUUAUUCCACGGAUCCAGAUUUUAUUGGCUAUGUACGAAUUAUGUGUGAAGAAAAAUGUCACAUUGAAUUCCACGUUCCUUGUUGGAAGUCUUACAAAGAAUCAGUCUGUGGAAUUGGCAAAAUAAAUGACAAGGAUUUUCUGGGUCGGCCAUGUCUUACAACAGACUGCAUCAACAGUGAAGGCAAUGGAUCCUCGAUCAUCAUCAGCAUUGAGAUAAUCGGUUCUGACGGACAAGUCAAGUCUGUCAACAAGCUUGACCCCAAAGCUAAUGCUGAACAAAAAGCUGCAGAAAAGAAAAUCAAGAAGAAGAAGAGUAAACUUGAUGAUAAAGAAAAUAAAGAAAAGGUUGUAAAGCCAAAAAAGCCCAAGGAAAAGAAAGUCAAAUCGAAAGAGAAAAAACCAUCCCAAGCUGUGCAGGAUGAUGGAAAUGAUGACGAUGAAGAUCUUGAAAAUGCAAAUAAUCAUAAUACCUUGGCUAAUCGUGUGAAAGAUAUGGGGAGCAGAAAGCAAAGUUGGUUAGAUUUGAGGCUGUGCAAUUUUGGGAAAGAUAACAAAAAUGAAUGGAAUCCCAAUAAACCAUUUUAUGGGAACCAUGAACAAGCGAUUAAUGCUGAACUUAAGAAGUUUCUGGAUCACACCAAUGAUCCAGCAGAAAUUAUAGCCAUAAAAGAUUAUUUCUUUUCGUAUUUUCUCGAUGUCUUGAAAAAUGAAGGUCCCCUCAAGUUGGAUGAUGUUGAAGAGCAUUGGAAAGAGCAAGGCGGUGACAUCAAAAAUCUUCUUCCAAACAUCACAAGUGUUUCUGACCUACUGCUGGAGUCCACUCGGUUUUGCCAGUUGGGGGAUCAUCUAUACUUGGCUGAUCAUCUGGACGAAGGAUUCGCCACUCGUGGAGAAGAGAUUGCAGACGUUGUCUCUUUCAUCAUGACUGCAGCCUCCACUGCCGAGACUGACUCUCAACAAACAGAUAGCACCAAGGAUCAAGAGGAUAUUGGUUCCUUUAGCGGGGAAGAUUCAGAUGACGAAAGUAGCAGCUGUGAAUUUGAUCAUAGUUCAGAUGACGGUACUGAUGAUGAGGACAUAGCAGAUCAAAACCUGCAUACCUCCUUACUGCCCCCUGCAACGGUGGAGGGACCUCUUCCUCCUCAGCCUGAUGAAAAUUUUUCUUUGGACGACAUCUUGGAAAAGUUUAAACGACUUAAAGAUGAACUUGUUCGAAGUCCAGAUGGUGAAGACGUUUGCCCUACCACCUCUAAAAUUGAUAUUAGCCAUGAGCAUGCUGAAGAAAAAGGCAAUGAAACAUUUGAGACGGCACACGGCAGCUCAGCUGAUAACUCUGCUGAGGAUAUGAAAAUGAGUCCUCCAGCAGAUAGUAGCACUUGCUUUACAUUCUUGGAACAUAGGGAGAAUGUUGGCAGUGGUAAAAUGGAACCAGAAACACCACUACCUAGUAGUGAGGACCAGACGGACCAGCAAGAGCCAGUUGUAGAAGUCACCAAGGCUCCUGAGGUACAAGAGACAUUUGAAAGUACAGAAUGUGACAAAGGCUCCCAAAGUGAGAUUGUAACUGAGGAAAGACACAUCCAAACUGCUCCUCUGGAAACAAAACAUAGAUUAUCUCAGACAAAAGAGUCUGACCUCUACAAAGAGUUGAACAAGAAAGUACAAGAGCUGUCUUCUCAGCUUGCUUUAGCCCACAAGGAUAAAGAAAGAUUGUCUCGAGAGCUUGUUUCCGAAAAGCAAAUAUUAAAAGCACAACAUGACACCAUUGCAAAGUUACAUGAAGAAAAUAAAAAGAAUAUAAACGAGGUUCGUGAGCAAGUGAAAUCAGAAUUACUUAAAAAAGACAAAGAAUAUAAGAAGAGAGAGGAGGAACAGGCAAAGAAAUUAAACAAUAUGAAAGAGAUGUACUCAAAUCUGUCGCAAGAAAAUAUUCAGCUCAAGAAAGAGAUAAGUGUGUUGUUAAAAGACACUACAGAUGUGAAAAAAUCCCUUACAGCUGCUCUAACUAAUAUGAAAGAGUUUGAAGGAAAUUAUAAGUCCCUAGAAAUGAAAAUGAAAUGUAGACUCCAAAAAGCGCAGCAGUCUCAAUUGAUGCUCGUCAAAACCUGCUGGGAAACACAGCUCAACUUACUUAAGAAGCGGUGUGUGGAGAGAAUAACAGAGAUGCAGGGUUGGUUCAGUGUUGUCGGCUCCUCAGGGGAAGUUGAGACUCUUCCGUCAUAUCCCCUCAUCCAACGGAACAUCAUGCAGUGGAUGGAAAUGGCUAAACAGCAGCAGCAGAUUGAGGCUGACUUCCAGGAAAAGUAUGCUGCUACAGCAAGAAAGAUUGAACAGGGUAUUGACAUGGAGGAUUUGAAACCUGACAUGUUGCCGAUGAUGCCCAAAGAGCCAGCUAUUCCACCUUUAGAAAAGAUUCACAAGGAAAUCACAGAAAAACUUCAGAAAACCAUCUCGGAUCUGACACAACUGGUGGCCAGCCAACAGCUUCAGAUUGAGAAGGGCAAGGAACAGGCUGAUCAACUGAGGCAGAUUAUGAUGACAUUUCAAACCACUCAGAUGGCACCCCCUCGUGCUCCUUCACAGCCAAUGACUACAACAUUCGGAGGCCUCGCUUUGCAAUACCCCUACCCAGGAGCAAUGAAUCCGCCUUUCCCCGGACCAACUGGUGUGCCUUCUGCUAAUCCAGAUUCAUCAUUUAUGGGCAACUCCUCAAAACUUCUGGAUGUUCACUCCCUGCUAAAAGAGAGUUCCAAUAUCUUAAAUUCAUCAUCUUCAGUUUCCAGUAUGUUGUCUCCUUCAUUGAAGGACGAGGCUAGUAUCCAGAUGCCCCCGCCGGGUGGAACCUACCACUAUCCUCCGCCUAUGGUGCCCCCGCCUACCAGGUCUCUACCACCAGCAGCUGCUGCCCCAGGAGGUCCCAUACACUCCAAACCUCCGCCACCUAUUAGUACACAAAGCAUGUUUAUACCCAGCCCUACUGUCCCCAGUUCUACUGUCCCCAGCACUACUGAAUUGAAAAAGGACAUAAAACCCCCAGAACAGAGAGGAGGUACACCAAAACCGGAGCAGAGAGUUGCGUCAUCUCGGGAGUCCACUCCUGUACGUACAGCACCUCCACUUGCACCUGCGCCAGCGCCUGCACCUGCACCUGCGCCUGUUCCGGAGAAAACAAAGAAGAAGAAAAAAACCAAGACUGGGGAGGCAGCUGCUGCAGAGGCCAGAGUGGCAGCAGCAGUCAGUCUAGAACAUCAGCCAGCUGUCUACACUGCAGCAGACGAUUCUACCAGGGACGAUGGCAAUGACUGGAAUGUUGUUUUGCCCAAGAGUGCUCUUCAAAAGCAUUCUGCCCAGCCCCCCGCACCUCUGAUAGAGAGGAUAGUGGAAGUGGACCAGUGGAUAAUAUUUACGCGAUAUCAAAGCAAUAAAAUAAACGAAGCAGACACCAUGUGGACAGAGGGUAAGAUGAAGAAUAAAAAGAAACUUUUGGACAAGCUUCAGGCUAGAUUCCCAACAAUUCAGCUCAAAGACAUAGAAGAUAUUGUUAAGCAAGUAAGAGAGCACAACAACGGAUCUCUGUCUGGUCUUCCAUUUGAUGAGAUUGAAACUAGAGUUGAAAGAUUAAUCACCAAGAGACAGAUGCAGAAAAACUCGACAAUGGGUCUUGUCAAGUUUUCCGAUAAGGCUUGGGGUUCGGUAAAACCGCAGGAAACCAAAUCAUGGUUAAACCUGCAACACGACGAAUGUACCAUAUGUCUCGAGCCUAUGGGGAUUGACCGCACUAAAGUUGAUUGCAGUCAUGAGUUUCACACAAAGUGCCUUCGUAUGUGGCUGAAGGAGAAAAGCGUUUGUCCUCUGUGCAACAAGUUUACCACAAUGCCAGAUGAAUUUCCCGCUCUUUGGUGAACUUGUUCUUAACAUUCUAUGAUUUACAAUUUGUUACACACAGCUUCCAUUAUUAUUAGAUAGUUAUUUUUUCAUGGGUACACAAUUUAUCAACUUCAACCAUCUUGAUCUUUCAGCUUAUGAUAUAUUACUGUUCAAUGAAUAUUGCUUUGUUACUCAGCUAUUUUAUUGCUGUAUUAUUAUUAUUUUGAAAAUGCUUAAUGUGUAAAGACUUAUGAGGUAUAAAGAUUAUUUAAUUGUAUAAAAUAAAGACAAUUGUUUUGAUUUUGA